Messenger RNA from Oncorhynchus keta (chum salmon), 10202 nucleotides. Its product is annotated as calcium-activated potassium channel subunit alpha-1. Gene Ontology annotation, cellular component: postsynaptic membrane. The record is from RefSeq and is a predicted model, not a curated record. Gene Ontology annotation, biological process: transmembrane transport; potassium ion transport. NCBI's taxonomy places the organism in Eukaryota, Metazoa, Chordata, Actinopteri, Salmoniformes, Salmonidae. Bases 850 to 4635 code for a protein of 1261 amino acids. The transcript is spliced from 30 exons. Gene Ontology annotation, molecular function: large conductance calcium-activated potassium channel activity.
GGUCUUGAAAGCACAAUAGGAACUGACUGAGACAAGUGGCUGGCACUUGGUAUAAACACCAGCGCUUGGCGGUAUUACUGCUUUCUGACCAUCUUUGAGCUACGCACCGCCCCUCCGACCUGUAAAUCUCUCUAGCUUUCAGUGGAGCGAGCGGCUCUGACAGGCACUAUCAACUGGCCGAUCUGCGCGACCCUGGGCUGGAUCAAGGGGAAGGAAUGGGGACAGUCAGUUGCGAAGGCGACAUCACCCGAGCGUUUAUAUGUCAGAAAGCGAACACUCCGCUAGAUGAUGUCGUUUGUGUUUUCGCAUCGUGGCAACAGUUUGGGGACUUGAAAUAGACUGAUGGUUUUUGAAUGGCAGAAGCUAUCGAUUAAAUUGGUGUUUAGAAAAGUGAAAUCAAUUUUCCGCUGUUAAUCGACCGAAUCCCUGGAUGGAAGACGACUUGAGAGAUCGGACAGAAACUGUUUGAAGAAAACAGCCCUUUUUCAAUGUCGCUGCGCCUAUCAUAAUCUGAAACAUCAUUGGCAGCCUCGACGGCUGCUAGAUGAGACAGACCAUCUUUGCCAUGGCAUUGGUCCUGAAAAACUCGGAAAAGCUCUCAAAAUGAAAAGCGCUCAACGUUUGUCAUUACUGCGGAUUUAAAUGCCUCUCGCGAAUGGACACCGACCGGCUAUUUCGGUCCAGUUAGUGCGUGUUGCGUUUUCGACUGUCGUGGAAAUCUGAAAUAGAUUGAAAUAAACAUACAAUUAAUUAAGUGCGGGUGAGAAUAUACAACGCAUAGUUUUUCUAAAGCAAUAUGGCUGGUGAGUGGGGCUGGGGACGCUGGCAUAGGCUUUCCAAGGCUCCUAGAUGCUAGCUGAGGCGGACGCCACCGUUACCCAUGGAAGCGGCAACUCUAUGAUGAGUAGAAAUAACUAUUUUAACAAAAAUCCGGACUCCUCGAUCUCUAUGUCCAAGAUGGACGUGAUCAUCCCCUUCUCGCCAGACGUGCCCUGCGACAACAAUGGCCAGCGCAUGUGGUGGGCAUUCCUCGCCUCCUCCAUGGUCACGUUUUUCGGGGGUCUCUUCAUCAUUCUCCUGUGGAGGACCCUCAAAUACCUGUGGACCGUCUGCUGCCACUGUAACAUCAAAAAGAAGGAGGCCCAGAAGGUAAAUAACCCUGCUAACAGUCAGGCAGCAGACGGUACAGCUAAGGGUCCUGAUGAGAAGGAAGAAGUGGUCCCUGCCAGCGAGGUGGGCUGGAUGACCUCCGUUAAGGACUGGGCCGGGGUCAUGAUAUCAGCACAGACACUCACCGGCAGAGUCCUGGUUGUGCUAGUUUUCGCUCUCAGCAUUGGAGCACUUGGAAUAUACUUUAUAGAUUCUUCUGAUCCCAUAGAAUCCUGUCAGAAUUUCUACAAAGAUUUCACGUUACAGAUCGACAUGUUCUUCAAUGUCUUCUUCCUCCUCUACUUUGGCUUGCGGUUCAUAGCAGCCAAUGAUAAGCUGUGGUUCUGGCUGGAGGUCAACUCAGUGGUGGACUUCUUCACUGUUCCUCCUGUCUUCGUAUCUGUCUACUUGAACAGGAGCUGGCUGGGUUUAAGAUUCCUGAGAGCCUUGAGAUUGAUACAGUUCUCUGAGAUUUUACAGUUUUUGAAUAUCUUAAAAACAAGCAAUUCCAUCAAGCUGGUGAACCUGUGUUCCAUCUUCAUAAGCACAUGGCUAACAGCUGCCGGAUUCAUACAUUUGGUGGAAAACUCAGGGGAUCCUUGGGAAAACUUCCAAAAUUCCCAGUCACUUUCCUAUUGGGAAUGUGUCUACUUGCUCAUGGUCACUAUGUCAACAGUGGGCUACGGGGACGUCUAUGCAAAAACCACCCUAGGACGCCUGUUCAUGGUCUUCUUCAUCCUCGGGGGUUUGGCCAUGUUUGCCAGCUACGUCCCUGAAAUCAUAGAGUUAAUAGGAAACCGCAAGAAAUAUGGUGGUUCCUAUAGUGCGGUUAAUGGGAGAAAGCACAUUGUGGUUUGUGGUCAUAUUACACUCGAAAGUGUCUCCAACUUCCUCAAAGACUUCCUACACAAGGACAGGGAUGAUGUCAAUGUAGAAAUUGUUUUUCUCCAUAAUAUUUCCCCUAAUCUUGAGCUGGAAGCCUUGUUCAAACGCCACUUUACCCAGGUAGAGUUCUACCAGGGUUCUGUUCUCAACCCUCACGAUCUGGCCAGAGUGAAGAUUGAGUCAGCAGACGCCUGUCUGAUUCUGGCUAAUAAGUACUGUCCAGAUCCCGAUGCUGAAGACGCCUCCAACAUCAUGAGGGUCAUCUCUAUCAAGAACUAUUCCCCCAAGAUACGAAUUAUCACUCAGAUGUUACAAUACCAUAACAAGGCUCACCUGCUCAACAUUCCUAGCUGGAACUGGAAGGAGGGGGAUGAUGCUAUCUGUCUAGCAGAGCUGAAGGCUGGCUUCAUAGCUCAGAGCUGUCUGGCCCAGGGCCUCUCCACCAUGCUGGCCAACCUCUUCUCCAUGAGGUCCUUCAUCGAGAUUGAAGAGGACACAUGGCAGAAGUACUAUUUAGAAGGGGUAGCUAAUGAGAUGUACACAGAGUAUCUGUCCAGUGCCUUUGUGGGGCUCUCCUUCCCAGCAGUCUGCGAGCUGUGCUACGUGAAGCUGAAGCUGUUGCUUAUCGCCAUCGAGAACAAGUCGGAGCUGGGAGAGAGCAGCAUCCUCAUCAACCCGGGGAACCACGUAAAGAUGCAGGAAGGAACUCUGGGGUUCUUCAUCGCCAGUGAUGCCAAAGAAGUAAAGAGAGCAUUUUUCUACUGCAAAGCUUGUCACGAUGACAUCACAGACCCCAAACGGAUCAAAAAGUGUGGCUGCAAACGACCCAAGAUGUCCGCCUACAAACAAAUGAAACUGGCAUGUUGUUUUGAUUGCGGCCGUUCAGAGCGAGACUGCUCUUGCAUGUCAGGCAGUGCACAUAGUAACAUGGACACCCUACAGAGGGCCUACCCACUCUCCUCUGUCUCUGUUCAUGAUUGCGCAACCACUUUACGUGCCUUUGAAGACGAGCACCCGUCAACUCUGUCGCCCAAAAAAAAGCAGCGGAACGGAGGCAUGCGAAACUCACCCAACAACUCCCCCAACAUGAUGAGGCAUGACCCUCUACUAAUCCCUGGGAACGAGCAGAUGGAGAACAUGGACAUGAACUUGAAGCAGUAUGACUCCACAGGAAUGUUCCACUGGUGUCCGUCUAAAGAGAUCGAGAAGGUCAUCCUGACCCGGAGUGAGGCAUCCAUGACGGUGUUGAGCGGCCAUGUAGUGGUCUGUAUAUUUGGAGAUGUCACGUCCGCUCUAGUGGGGCUGCGAAACUUGGUGAUGCCUUUGAGAGCCAGCAACUUCCAUUAUCACGAGCUGAAGCCCAUAGUGUUUGUGGGCUCGCUGGAGUACCUGAGGAGAGAGUGGGAAACCCUACACAACUUCCCCAAGGUCUCCAUACUACCUGGUACGCCAUUAAGCCGUGCAGAUUUAAGGGCUGUCAACAUCAACCUCUGCGACAUGUGCGUGAUACUGUCGGCCAAUCAGAACAAUAUCGACGACGCCUCGCUGCAGGAUAAGGAAUGCAUUCUGGCAUCGCUCAACAUAAAGUCUAUGCAGUUUGACGACAGCAUCGGGCUCUUGCAGGCUAACUCCCAAGGUUUCACGCCUCCUGGAAUGGACCGGUCCUCUCCAGACAGCAGUCCAGUACAUGGUUUAGCACGCCAGGCCUCCGUCACCACCGGCGCCAACAUCCCCAUCAUCACUGAACUAGUGAACGACUCCAACGUUCAGUUCUUGGACCAAGAUGAUGACGACGACCCGGACACAGAGCUGUACCUGACGCAGCCCUUCGCCUGUGGAACCGCCUUCGCUGUCAGUGUGCUGGACUCUCUCAUGAGUGCAACAUACUUCAACGAUAAUAUCCUCACCCUGAUCCGGACGCUGGUGACUGGGGGAGCCACCCCAGAGCUAGAGGCUCUACUGGCUGAGGAGAACGCCCUGCAAGGGGGCUACAGCACGCCACAGACACUGGCCAACCGAGACAGGUGUCGUGUUGCCCAACUGGCCCUGUACGAUGGGCCCUUUGCCGACUUGGGGGAUGGUGGUUGCUAUGGAGAUUUGUUCUGUAAAGCAUUGAAGACAUACAACAUGUUGUGCUUCGGAAUCUACAGAUUGAGAGACGCUCACCUUGCCACACCUAGCCAGUGUACCAAACGGUAUGUGAUUACCAACCCUCCGUAUGAGUUUGAGUUGGUCCCCACAGACCUGAUCUUCUGUCUGAUGCAGUUUGACCACAACGCGGGCCAGUCUCGGACCAGCCUUUCCCACAGCUCCCACUCCUCCCAUUCCUCCAGCAAAAAGAGCUCGUCCGUCCACUCCAUCCCCACCACCAACCGCCAGAACCGCAGCAGCAAGGCUCGGGAGGCUGGCCACAAACAGAAUGCAACAAGGAUGAAUAGAAUGAGCCAAGAAAGGAAAUGGUUUACAGAUGAACCAGAAAAUGCCUACCCACGGAACAUUCAGAUCAAGCCCAUGAGCACUCACAUGGCCAACCAAGUCAACCAAUACAAAUCCACUAGCAGUCUGAUACCACCAAUCAGAGAAGUUGAAGAUGAAUGCUGAAAACCAGGCCCGCUUGAUGACUCGUGAGAAUUCUGGACGCUCUUACAAAAGGAGAUAAGAGAUGGCGAACAGGGAUGAUGAUGAUUAAUUGGUCCCCACUCAUUCUACAGAUCAAGGGUUUGACAUAAACACCACAACUGGAAGGAGCCUCCUAUGUGUAUACCUGUAAUGUUUUUGAAAUGAUUUGAAGAGUUGAAGAGAGAAGAUUAAGUACUUCCUGUAAUUAUUUGCAAUCGUUCAUCACCUCUUCGUGUGACCAGACUCCAUGGCUACUGUAUUUUGAGCUUACUACUUGUUGUUGGAGGAUGAGGGUCACGGUAGUUCGCUCUUCGUUCAACACAUCUCCCAAAAACGCCAUUGGGGCUGACCACUCAUACACCGUGUCUGUUUCUGUUCUAUUUGCACUAAAACUGAUCACGUUAUUUUGCAACACGACGACGGGAAACAUUGACAUCUCCCCAAAACAACACCCAUCACAGAAAUGUGAACUUUUUGGUUGUCGAUUCACUUUGUCAUUUGAAGAGGUGUACAGAUCCAUUACAUCACUGCUUAGGGUAUGCUACUGUAUGUCAACAUGCUGUUUGAGUAAUCAUCUGAAUGAAUGCAUUCGAGUCCUGUAGAUCAUAUUGUAAAUCAGUUGUCUUGAGACUCAGAGUACUGUAAGAGAUAGUUCUGGGAUAAGCUGGUUGACCGUAUAUAUACACAGUACCUACAUCUGUUCUGGGGAUAUCACAAUGGCUAUGGAUCAUAAUGAUGUCUUUGACCUUAUUUCAAGCUCCUAUCAUCGCAUGGUGCCUGAGCCCUUUUAUAACAAUACAGUGCAGAUGAUCAACUUAACAUGAAAGGGGACAAAGGACAACCUUGUCCUAACCCUUAUGUGUAAACAUGAAAGAGGACGAAGGACAACCUUGUCAUAUCCCUUAUGUGUAAACAUGAAAGGUGGACGAAGGACAACCUUGUCCUAUCCCUUAUGUGUAAACAUGAAAGGGGACGAAGGACAACCUUGUCAUAUCCCUGAUGUGUAAACAUGAAAGGGGUGAAUGGACAACUUUGUCUCGUCCCUUGUGAACACGUUAAUUGAGUGAAAGGACAGCCUUGUACACAUCUUGCAUAUGGCAUGUGUGUACUGUACGUGGCAUCAAUGUGUCCCCUUAACAAAAACAUUGGUGGAACAUCUGAGUUAGUGUUAGUGUCGUCAUCUCUCCAUCAGUGUGUAUGUGAUGGUGGUUCAGCCUCUGAGGGAGCAGCAUGUGGGAUCAAGGCUUCAAACAUGAAUGAUGUAUAGGAACUAGCUCUGUCUGGGGGUUGCCAAUCAACUAAUGAACUAAGCAAACACUUUUCUAUGCUCACCAUCAUGCCCAGUCACAUCACCAAUAAUACACCAUCUAUGAUUGAGCUGAAUAAAUGUGAACAAACAUUAGCUGUGUGCCCUAAAAAUGUAAGGGAAGCAUUUAAGCUGGAACCUAUUUAAUAACAAAAGAAUAAGCAUAUCAUUUCAAUAUUUUUUUGUCUGUUGAGAAACAAUGCCACAUAUUGCGUAAAAUGGGCAUCAGUGGGUCCUCCUUUGACCAGCUCCACCACUGCCUGGCACAGGGUUGGUAACAGAGGCAGCAAAGAGCUUGGAUGUUCUCUGCUGCCAAUCCUGAUGUCAUCAUGACACCUCUAAACACUGUUGGUAAACAUUAAGGGAAAAGCUCAAUCAUAGUUUUGUCACUGAUGACGAUGAAGAACGCUGGACAAUACUGCCUGUGUUCUUCAUGUCAUUCUGGUCAAGGCACAAGACAGUGCGUGUUAAAAAUGGACCGUUUCUAUUUUGUUUUUGAUCCAGAGCAACCCAGACAGAGCUGCAGCCUUGGGGAGGAGAGGGUAUAAACCAACUCAAUUCUUAACCUAGAUACUUUAUACAUACAAAUAUGAUUAUUUUAUAUUCAUAUGAGCAUAAUCAUGUUGUACUUAUUUUUACACAUGACGUAGUGAGAAACACUUUGUGAUAGCAAUCCAUUAUUAUUAUUAGGCCUAUAAUUACAUCAGAUUAUUUUAUUUCUAAAUGAAUCACUGUAUUUAACAUAAUCAUACCAAAAUUAUUCAUAUAAAUUCUGAAAUGCUUAUAAUUAGAAAUGCAUCAUUGAGGAAGAGUAGAAGUCCCCUCUCUUAUCCCUGAUAAAGUAUAGUGAUUAAGGGCGCUAUUCAAUCCAUAUCGCAGAAGUUCAACAUUACAGUUUGAUUGAAAUGUAAAGGCAAUGUUUAGCAGAGACUGCAUUCACGAUAAACGCUGCAUAUGUCCAGUGGUGGAACAAGUACUUAUUGUCAUACUUGAGUGAAAUUAAAGAUAGAUUAAUAGAGAAUUACUCAAGUAAAAGUGAGUCACCCAGUGAACUUACAUGACUACUUUAGUAAAAGUCUAAAAGUAUUUGGUUUUAAAUAUAUAUAUUUGAAAGUAUAAAUCAUUUCAAAUUCCUUAUAUUAAGCAAACCAGGCAGCAUUUUCUUGUUUUUUAUUUAUUUAUGGUUAGCCAGUGACACACUCCAACACUCAUAAUUUACAAACUAAGUAUGUAGGUGUUGGUGUUUAGUGAGUCCGCCAAAUCAGAGGCAUGACCAGGGAUGUUCUCUUGAUAAGAGUGUGAAUUGUCAAAAAUAUGAAUAGUAAAAUACAGAUAUCCUAAAAAAUACUACUUAAGUAGUACUUCAAAGUAUUUGUUCUUAAGUACUUUACACCACUGCAUAUGUCGACUCAAUCGGAAAUUACAUUUACAUUUCUAUCGCACAAUCUGUAACACUUCAGUGAUACAGAUUGAUUAGAGUCCUAAGUCAAUAUUGUAGAAGAGAUAACAUAAAUCUAAUGAGAGCUCUAAGUCAAUAUUGUAGAAGAGAUAACAUAAAUCUAAUGAGAGCUCUAAGUCAAUAUUGUAGAAGAGAUAACAUAAAUCUAAUGAGAGCUCUAAGUCAAUAUUGUAUUGGAAAUAACAUAAAUCUAAUGAGAGCUCUAAGUCAAUAUUGUAUCGGAGAUAACAUAAAUCUAAUGAGAGCUCUAAGUCAAUAUUGUAUUGGAAAUAACAUAAAUCUAAUGAGAGCCCUAAGUCAAUAUUGUAUAGGAGAUAACAUAAAUCUAAUGAGAGCCCUAAGUCAAUAUUGUAUAGGAGAUAACAUAAAUCUAAUGAGAGCCCUAAGUCAAUAUUGUAUAGGAGAUAACAUAAAUCUAACUCUGAGCUUCUUUAUCACCUGUUGAGUGCUCCUCAAAACAUAAAUGGGCUUAGUUGAAGGAUCUCUGUAGCUGUAUUGAUAAACUUUAUUGUACUGCUCAUUUUCAUCUGUAAGCAAAUACAAAUAUUGUUGUCUGAGACAAACAUAAAUGUGACGUAAACAAUCACUGGGUGUAAAUAAUACCCAGACAGUGAGCCAAUCGGAAAGGUGCAUGAAGCCCCGAUCUGAGGCAUUUAGGCAUUCGUUCUGUUCUGAGAGUAAAACUGGGUGACCUCUACUAUCAAUGAUUGACCUAAAUUAGGUCUCUUAGUAAGGAGAGAUACAUUUAAGUAUUGUUUUGUGGGUGUAUAAUGUCAUUCUUCAUGAAUGUGCGUUUCUAACUAUGUGACAGAUAGUUAGAACAUCAUCAGGUUGUUUGCAUUGAACAGAUAGCCAUGAUAUUAUAGACUAAGAUAAUGUCUUUCUAAAGACCUGUCAUUCUUGACAAAAAAAGGACAAAUAUUUGUGUCUCAAUAUGUUGUGUAUAUUCAGCCAUUAUAUAGAUUUUUCUGAAGCAAAAUGUCCUGAGCUUUCUGUCUGUCUAUUGGGUGUGGUGCGACUGCUCAUACACAUUUUGUCCUGACGUGAACUUCUGAAGCUUUUGUGCUUACAUUGUUGUCACACUUUGUAGCAAGUAUAAUUAUUUUCAGAAAGUAUGUGAGUAAAAAUGUAUAUAUAAUUGGGUUGUUAAUAAUAUACUCGCUAGACUGAAAAACAAGGAAUUAAUAUUUGACACUGACAAUGACUUGAUUCAUAACACAUACUAUUGACGAAGGACAAACUUAUUGUUUUGUCAUAAAUGCAAAAAAAUGUAAGCUUGACUUGAGCAGGUUUAACAGGACCUGGUUAUACGAACCAUCACAGAGGUGCAGACAUAAGCUGGUACCAGUUCAGCAAAGCUUAUCACAGUACAGAGAGAACAUACUUCAUUGGUUUUCUUGUUAAAAUAGUUUCUUUAUCAGGGUUUACAUUCCAUUUUGUCAGCUCUCGUCAUUUAUGUCACCAUAGUAAUAUCCAUGGAUUGAAACUAAUUUGUAUUAUUUGUUUACAGUUUUAUUUUUGAUUCAGAGGUACUUAAAUAAUUAUCACUUUACUCAGAAAUCAAAUGGUACAAAUCACAACCCAAACAGAUGCAUACUUACAGAAUAGUCUACCAGUGCAUUUCAUUAUAUCUGAAUGUUUUUUUAUUUUCAAUACAUGCACCCACAAUUUGUGUGACUGUUUUGACUCAAACUGGAAAAGACAGUGGAUUGAAACCUGUUCUUACAUUAAGCUUGAUCUCUUUUUGGCACAAAUACUCCACAAAUCUAUGGUACUGCUGUAUACCAUAUAAUAUGUCCGUACACGUCUUUGCAACGUACGCCUCUAAAGUUAGUGUUUUGAAGUGCCAUCGAAAGUGUUGUUGAACAAGCAUCAUUCAGUCAUUCACUGACUCACUAACUCAGAAUGAGUAGGGAUUGAGUUAGUUCUUCUCAGAAAGGGAAGUAAAUGUGUAUGUGAUUUAUACUGGCGUGGAGAACAUCCAAGCCAUCAAUGCCCCCAUGCCAGUAUAGUGCCAGGCAGUGCUGUAGGUCAAGAGGAGGGCCCAUUUCAAGACCCACUAUAGCGAAAAGUGGCAUUGAAAAGGAAGGAACAUGGGGCUCAUCAAAGUAUCAUACAUCUGUGUUGGUCGUACUGUCUGUAGCUGAAGGUCUUGUUGUUAGGAGACUGCAGGGAGAGAUGUUAAAACAUGUUUGUUGUGUGGUAGAAGGUCUGAAUGACUGAAGGAUGCACAGAGAGCACAGGCCAGGCUGUUUCAUGUGGCUCUGGAGUGUUUUAGUCCGCUUAAGAUAGUCAGGACUAUGAAACGUCACACAUCACUGUUACAGUAUGUUACAUAUUUUUGUUUAUCUAUUUUGUUACUGUAAAGGAUGGAUAAAAUAACUUAUUUGCUGGAAAAUGUACUAGAUGUAAUAAAAUGUAUAAAACUAUGGGGGGAUUUAAGUCUUAACAACACAUUGAAAUUGCAGGUGGCAAUCUUUGUUGAUUUUUUUAGGAAAAAAAGAAACUUGCAGUAUUUUGUGGGGUGGGCUGCCUAUCAGUUCGGGUGGAAUUCAGGACAUUGCUCUCACACGUCUCAUAUCUGAUUCUUUGGCACAUGGUCUACUUAGUUUGGAUGGAUACAUGGAGGAUUUGAUGGUGCUGGGUAGAUCUACCUGACUCUGUCAAAUAUAAUCCGCUGAUAAAUAUACUGUCUUGUACAAAAAGUUUGUACAUAAAUUGUACAUGGUUUCUUUUUGUAUUUUCUCAAAUUAAAAUGGAUGUAUUUGUGUUCUAAAACUGGAA